Molecule: messenger RNA, 6707 nt
Organism: Sitodiplosis mosellana (orange wheat blossom midge)
Lineage: Eukaryota; Metazoa; Arthropoda; Insecta; Diptera; Cecidomyiidae
Gene: bon
Product: transcription intermediary factor 1-alpha
Exons: 15
Coding region: 2616-6002 (1128 amino acids)
Biological process (GO): positive regulation of DNA-templated transcription
Cellular component (GO): chromatin; nucleoplasm
Molecular function (GO): zinc ion binding; ubiquitin-protein transferase activity; protein binding
Source: RefSeq, a predicted model, not a curated record
AGAGAGCAUUGUAACAUAGUGAGUGUUGGUCGAUAUUUUGUAUUUUGUCCAUUCAAAAUGAUUCGAACGCAUAAGCGACAGGUUAUUGUCAAUAUGGACGAGUGUGUGGCCGAAUUAUUCGAAGCCAUUCAUAAAUCAACGAGCAAACCGGCAAAUAUAAGUGAUUCAGCAUUGAUAGCAUUGCUUUCACCGCUGGUAAAAGCAGCCAUCGAAACAAAAAACGAACCAAUUGUAGAGCGUUUAGACGAAGUGAUUAAGGCACAAGGGGAAAAAUUCAUUGACAAACUGAAAUGUGAACGCAUUGAAGACGAGUUGGAGUUUCAAAAGUUUCGCCGACGAUUUGCCAUUCGAUCAAUUUUACACAAUUACUAUGAAUGUGAGCAAACCGACAUGACACUACGCAAACUGUACAAUCAUUUGCAUCCGCAGUGUACGAGUGUUGAUUUGACAACGGAACGCCUGAAAAAUUGGUUAAAUCGCUUGGGUUUUUGCAUCGUAACCGUUCCGCACAAUCGUGAAAUUGUCAUCGAAAUGCAUUCACAGAAAUUGGCGCGGCUACGCUACAUUCGACGCAUACAAUCAUUGCGCCAAAUCGAACGGAACAUGGUCUAUUUUCGUGAAGUAACCAUUAGCAUUAAGUCGAAAACGGCUCAGGCGCCGCCUGAUGAAUUGACAGUAUUUUUUGCUGCCAACCAUACGGGACUUUUGAACUUUGCAUUCGUUGAAAAUGAUUCGAGGACGACGGAAAAUUUUGUCGAGUGGCUGACAAUCAUAUCAGGAAAUCAACCGAAAAAUACGGUACUGAUCAUUGAACCAAAAAUGUUUAGCGCACCAGUUAAACCAUCAAUUUUCGGCAGUGCCAUACCGACAUCGUUCAAGUAUGAACGGAUUUGGAAGAACUUCAACACAUUUAUGCCUGGCGCGAGUGCAAUUUCCGAAACCGUUUACUCCGUGGAAAUGUUGGAUUUUUGUUGGCAAAAUCGUGAAGCUGGCAUUGUGGUGAAGAAAUCGUUUGUUGACCCCACGAAAUCCAUGGAAGAAGCCGGCUUCGAAGUGCUCCAUCUGCCCUGUUUGCACACCGAGCUGAGUCCCAUGCAUCGAAUUGAUUUUCCCAAAUUAAUCGAAGGCGUACCGGAAAAGGAUCGAACACUUGACAAAAUUAAGGCAGUAAUUCGAUCGCAUUUGGACAGAAGCACGGCUGCGGAAUGGAAGGAAUACUUGGAAAAUGCCAUUCGCAUUGAGAACGACUUUCUUCGAUUCGAAGCACUUUUGAGCGAUGAGGACGAAGCAAUUGAAAUGGACGACAGUUCGGACGAUGUACAAAUUGUUGAUGAAAAUCGCGAAACGGUUACACUUAGCGACGACGACGACGACGACGGCGAGGAUGAUUAAUUAUGUUGACUCUAUCGAUUAGAUUUUAAGACUGAAUUUAAAUGUAACAGCAAUCAUCAUAACUGUCUAGACAUAUGAUACAAAAUAAAUAUUUCAAUCUCAAAACAAAUAAGUUGAGUCAAUGAAAAACACAUUUUUUUCAUCUUUUUCAUUCAAAUCGGUUUUCAUUCGACUAGCAAUUGAAACACAUGGGAAAAUGGUACCAUACAAACAAUUGAAUUAGGAGAGCAUUUGAAGCGAAUUCAUACACAUGCACAAAUGCCAUACAAACACUAGCACCGCACUUUGUACUUACACGCCGCACACAUUUGCCAGUGAAGGCACGCUUUGUGCACGCUAUACCCUCGAACAAAUGCCAUCAUAUGCAUUUGCGUCGUAGUUUCGUCUCUUUCGUACAAUUCGCCGCACAUUUCAAUCUGUGUGUGACUGUUAGCAGCGCUUGUUGAUGCAGAUUUGUACUCACACGAAGCUUUGCUCCUCAGUUCGACGAGCAACGAGAAAGUGAAGAGACGGACGAUAUUCGGGUAUUUGUGAAAAGAAAAGAAAAAAGAGUCUUUCGUUUGACACUUUUUAUGGCUUUAUUUUCGGGCAAUGUUGCAAAUAUAGUGAGCAUAAAGCCGCAUUUAAUGUUCUACAGUUUUUCAUACAUCGAAAUUUCGUUAAUGUGUGUGAAAUAAAGCAGUGAAAAAAACUUUUUUUUUCUUUUUGAAAAUUCCUUGAUGGAAUUUUUGACGCUAUUCCUCCGUACAUUGUGUUACAGUGGUGAAUGUUUCUAACUUCAAUUACAACGAUCUAAUGGCCAAAAAGGCAACGAAGCUGUUGAAUUUAAGUGUUCGUCAAUCGCAACAGCAGCAGCAGCAGCAAUAACCAUUUAUUAAUAUUAUUGCUGAAAUCCAGUUGAUGGAAUGUGGAAAGAUCCGUGAAUAAAUACACAAAUCGUGAAAGUUUUUUUUUUUCUUCUUUCUUCAUUUUUGGUGUGUGAGAUAACCUUUCCGUUGCAAAAAAACGCGUAUAGAAAAGAGAUAAAUUUUCGAAAGUACAUAUUUCGAAUGAUUCCCAUGUGAAUAUCAAGUGAUGUGUGCAAGCGAGACAAAGUGAGAAAUAGUAGUGAAUUGAAGAAUGCCAAUGGGUUUUAUUCAGUGAUCCCUCAUGCCGUAGUGAUUCAAUUGUGAUAUUGAUAAUUAUUGGAACGAAGUAUUGCAGCCGAAAUAAACACAAGAAAAAUGGAUUUAAUUGAAACUCUGGAAAAUAUGGACAAGAGUGAAUUUCUGCCGUUGAGCACGGUCAAACAAGAAAUGCUUGACACUGGCAACGGUAUUAACGACAGCGGCGGUGGCGGUGGCAGCGUUGCAAAUGUAACAAUUGCCGAAAACAAUGGAAUUAACUGUGCAACGACAAACAAUGGCUCCGAUGCUGUUGAAGUGAACAAUCCCGUGUGCGAUAGCGCCGAGAAACAGAGCGAUAGUGACAAAUCGAGCACAAACGAUGAAACCAGAUACAAAAAAUGUGUUUUUUGUAGCCAAAUCUUGGGUACGAAAGAUAAUCCAAAGCUAUUGGAGUGUUUACAUGUGACUUGUAAUGCUUGUAUCACCGCUAAAUUCAGUGAAAUUAAUAGCGGCCAACCGGCCAUCGUUGUUUGCCCGAUAUGUAAAACAACCAGCACAUAUGACGGCAUCAUACCUGAUCAAUUUCUGAUGGAAUUGUCCGAAGCAAAUUCUGACGAAGCACAAGCGUCAUCUGAACUUGAUGCAAAGACCAUCAAAUGCAGUAGUUGCACCGAUGAUGCAUCAGCUACAUCGUGGUGCGUUGAAUGCGCGGAGUACAUCUGUGACAGUUGUGUGCAAGCACAUCAACGUUUAAAAAUUACAAAAGACCACACCAUCAAAUCGAAAGAAGAAGCAUUAGCCGAUAAUCAAUCGGCUGUAAAUGAUGAGAAAAUGCUCAUGUGUCACAUUCAUCCACAGGAAAAACUAUCGCUGUUCUGUGAAACGUGCGAUAAAUUAACAUGUCGAGAUUGUCAAUUGGUCGAUCAUCGUGAUCACAAAUACAAAUUUGCCAACGAAAUUGCAACGGAAACAAGAACCGCUUUGGAUUUGUUAUUGAAUGAAAUCACAUACAAACGUGUGCUGCUAAAUAGUGCAAUGACUGUCAUUGAUGAUCGUCAGAAGUUGAUUGCCGAUAAGAAAAAGGAAUUGGUCACCGAAAUUACAAAUAUGGUCGUUCGAAUCACGAAUACAGUGAAUAUGAGGGGAAAGCAGCUAGUGACACGACUGAGUGAAGUGUGCGAUGGCAAGCUUAAAGUGUUGAAUGAAAAGAAAGAAGCUCUGCAAACGUUAUCCAACCAUACUGAUCACUGUAUUGGUUUCGUUAAGCUGGCACUGGAGAAGGGUAGCGAUAGUGCAGUUCUGUUUAGCAAAAAGACACUCACAUCACAUUUGCAAAAGGUGAAAGGUCAACGUGCCGACAUUCCAAAUCCAGAGAUCCCUGUUCGCAUUCAAGUUCAAAUGAAUCAAGUGCAAGAAUUGCAAAAAGUUAUCUCACAACUCGGCACAAUUAUCGUUGAUGGCAAACAGUAUCCACCGGUGGUGUCACCCGUUCCGAAUGCUGUACGUCAGCAACCAUCACCAUCGAAUGUCAAUCCAAUUCAACCGCCGAUCAAUUCGCCGAAUUUAAUUUUAUCGCAGCCACAACCACAACCGCAAUUGCCACAACCAAUUCCUGCACAUCGAUCAAAUAUGCCGCCACCUUCUCGUUCACCGCAAAUUCCUGGCUCAAUAAAUAUGCGCAAUAGUUUGUUUGGUAGUGGUAAUGCACAAGCGCCUGUACAACAGCAGCCAAAUUUCCAGCAACAGCAACAGCAACAACAGCAGCAGCAGCAGCAACAGCAAUCAACACAGCAACAAGCUUGCAACAUGUCUCGUCCAUUCCAGCAAGAUAAUUCAAUGGGAAAUGUGGCUGGUUUUGGUCGCUUCCCGAAUUUGGCACCGAGACCGGCGCAAUUCCGUCAGAUGACACCUCACGUUAGCUCAUCGACACAUCCACAAAAUAUGGGAGGAGCAAAUCAAGCGAUCGGACCAAUACAAUGCGGCACCGGAAAUGAAUUUGGUCCAUUGUUUAAUCAACAAAUGACACAGCAACAAGGUUUACCGGCACAAGGCAUGCAAAUGGGACACUUUGCCGGCAUUAAUGCUCAACAAUUGGUCCAACAGAGACGCCAACAGCAGCAGCAACAGCAACAACAACAGCAGCAGCAACCACAUCAACAUCAACAUCAACAACAUCAACAACAGCAAUUGCAGCAACAAUUGCAAAUGCACAAGCAACAAAUGAUGCAGUCACAACAACAAAAUCGCUCAGUAAUGCCUCCCACCUAUCCACAGCAAGGGAUGCCAACGCUGACAAAUCAAAUCAAUCAGCGACCAAUGAUGCAAAAUAAUGAUCUUUUUCUUGGGCAACAACUGAAUUUUCCGCCGAAUAAUCCGCCUGCAUUAAAUCCAGCCACAAAUUGCACAACCGGCUCUUCAUGGCACAUACCACAAUCGGGUCGAACAUCAAAUGGAGCAACCAACAAUCAACCGAGCCAAAAUCCACUCUCCAUGCAGUUUUGUUCAAACGGUCGUUUGAAUGAGAAUUCAUUUAAAAUCUCACUGAAGCCACAGAACACGCUGAAGCAACCUCAAGUUGCCCAAAGUCAAACGCCGACGCCGGUAACAUCGACAAAUCCAAAAACACCCAGCCCAAGCACAAAUGAUAAUUCAAAGGAGUACAAUGAUCCAAUUGACAAAGCGUGUGCCGAUAAUAUCAACGAUCUGAUGGCAACAAUUGCAAAAUUGGAUUCAAAUGGUGUUCAAGUUUUGCCGGAAGGUCAACGUGGAAAGACAACAUCACCUCAAGUUAGCUCAAGUGACUCUCUACUUCCAGCCGAUGCCGAUAAAAUUGAGCACAAAGAUGAUCCGAAUGAGGAUUGGUGUGCCGUGUGUUCAGAUGGCGGUGAGCUAAUGUGCUGCGACAAAUGCCCAAAAGUAUUCCAUCAGCAUUGUCAUAUACCGAUAAUAAAUCCGUUUCCCGACGAAAAUGAACCGUGGCAGUGUAUGCUAUGUUACAAUUUCAACGAUAUGCCAUUAGAGCCCGUUAUUGGCGAUAAACGUAGCGCUGGGCUAUCGCCUGCUGAACAUAAACGCAUACAACGUAUUCUCCUCGAAUUGUAUUGUCAAAAUGAGCGUAGCGCCGUUUUUCGGGAUUUAGAACCCGAAACAAAUCAUGCGUACUAUGAGAUUAUCAAAAAUGCAAUCACACUGGACAUUAUUCGCAGUAAAUUAGAUCCAAUCAAUCCGGAACGGUAUCGAGAUGUCCCUUCAUUUAUUGACGAUGUACGAUUACUGUUCGACAACGUUUACCUCUUCUAUCGCGAGGACUCGAAAAUUUACAAAAAUGCACAAUUCCUGGAUAAUUUCUUUGAUGAGUGUCUACAAAAAUUAUUACCAGACUAUGCAUCGAAACGGAGCAGCAGUGUAAAUGGAAGCGGUCGUGCACAUGAUGCAAAGCGAAUACGCCUUGAAAACCAAAGACCAACCGAAAUUAUUGAUGACGACGAUGUCAUUUUGGCUUAACACGAGGCAUUGUCGACUGCUGCAGCUGCUACUGCUGUUGCAGAUGAAACUCAAGCAAUCGAUUUAAAUCAACAGAAUGAAGAUAAUGUUAAUGAUGAGACACAUUUAGCAUCAUAGCACACAUAUGAUAGAGGAUAAUUUGGGGACACGAACUGAAACAUUAACUCAUAGACAUUAAUUAGUUCAGGCCAAUAAUUUUUUUGUCCAGAAAAUAAAUUUCAUUUCUUUCAUUUUAUUUUUGUUUAUUGUUGUUGUCCACAAACGAAGUAUUAUUAGUAUCGUAUAAAAAUAGCAACAACGAUCAACAACGAUUCAUACAAAACACAUUUUGUAGACUAAAUUAGAAGAUAAAACAUUAAGUGUAUUAAAAGUUAAGGACAUUUUUUUCACCAGAAAUAAAUAGAAUACCAUUUUGCAAUACGCAACGAUCAUUACACAAAUUGUAUUUUAGUCUGAUAGUAUGUUACAAUGAGAAACACUUUAUAGACAACAACAACUAUUUAUGAAAUGAGACUUAGAAGAGAAAAUGAAGGAAAAAAAAAACAGUAAUAAUAAUGCUAUCGAUAAAUCUAUCCUACUUAUAUGUAAGAUUACUUUUCACUUCACAUGAAAAAGACAAAAUGGAAAUUAUGUUGGUUUAGAGUCUUGAAAUUUAUCUUGAUUACGAUAAAAUGAAUAAAUUUUCAUAAAAUAUUCGCAAACAAA